AUGGCCGCUCCCAUCGUUGCGCUCAUCACCGCCGGCAGUGCCGGUCUCGGCGCCACCACAGCCCGGCUAUUCGCAAAGAACGGCAUACGGGUCGUGAUCAACUACGGCACCAACACUCAGAAGGCCCAGUCGCUCGUUGAUGAGCUAUCCCAGGCCUCAUCGCUCGAGAAGGUUGACGGCCGAGUAGAUUUCCAUGCAAUCAAGGCCGACCUCACGAAGAGGGAGGAUAUCAACCGGCUUGUUGAUGAGGCCGUGUCGUCUAUGGGCAAACUCGAUGUUGUCUUCUCCAACGGCGGUUGGACACAUAUUAGAAAUCUGCAGGAUCUAGAUGACAAUGUCUUUGAGGAGGAUUGGGACAAAUGCUUCAACAUGAAUGUCAAGUCGCAUCUAUGGUUGAUGCAUGCUGCGAAGAAGCAUCUGGAUGAGACCGAAGGCGCAUUCAUCACCACUGCUUCGCUGGCGGGAGUGAAAGUCAGUGGUAGUUCUCUGGCAUACGCUGUCACAAAGGCAGCCCAAAUACACCUAGCAAAGGGGCUCGCCAUUAUCGCAGCACCUAAGAUCCGAGUCAACACAGUAUCUCCUGGACUACUGCUGACUGAUUGGGGUCUUCAGUUCCCAAAGGAGCGGAUUGAAGCGAUGAAGGAGGCGACGAAGCUCAAAAGACUGGCCACUGUUGACGAUGUCGCAGAACAGGUCCUUUGUUUUGCAAGAAGCGUCGCAGCAUAG
Phaeoacremonium minimum UCRPA7 is the source of this 726-nucleotide messenger RNA. RefSeq names its product putative short-chain dehydrogenase protein. Bases 1 to 726 code for a protein of 241 amino acids. NCBI's taxonomy places the organism in Eukaryota, Fungi, Ascomycota, Sordariomycetes, Togniniales, Togniniaceae. The transcript is spliced from 4 exons. The record is from RefSeq and is a predicted model, not a curated record.